AUGACCAAUUAUUCCAGUAGCACUGUGACGGAAUUCAUCAUUUUCGGAUUUCCAAGUCUUCAAAGGUCAUCAGUUUUACUCUUCUUUGUUUUUCUAAUUAUAUAUUUAUUCACAAUAUUGGGUAAUUCCACCAUUCUUCUCCUUGUUCUACUUGACUACAGACUACAGACUGCCAUGUAUUUCUUUGUCAGCAACUUAUCUUUCAUAGAUAUGAGCUACACUUCAGUUAUCAUCCCAAAAAUGCUGGCCAAAUUCUCGAUGGGUUUGGACACUAUUUCCUACAGUCUCUGUUUCUCACAAAUGUAUUUCUUCUUCUCAUUCGGUGCAGCUGAAUGUCUUCUUCUCUGCGUGAUGGCCUAUGAUCGUUAUAUCGCCAUCUCCUCACCACUUCACUAUCAUGGUAUUAUGACCAGACAUCUAUGUAUUGUCCUUGCUCUGGUAGCAUGGAUUGGGGGAUUCAUUUUUCCAUUGACUACAUUAAUUUUACUUUUCAGAGUGUCUUUCUGUGGGCCAAAUAUUAUCCAUCAUUAUUAUUGUGACCAUCCACCUCUACUUGAGUUGGCCUGCACAGACACUUCUCUCAACGUCAUUGUAGGUUCCUCAAUUAGUGGUGCCUUCAUUUUAGUAACAUUUUUAUUAAUUGUGAUAUCAUAUGUUAAAAUUAUAUUGGUAAUCACCAAAAUAAGCUCACACGAAGGACGCAGGAAAACAUUUUCUACUUGUGCUUCACAUUUCCUGGUGGUUAACUUGUUUUAUCUGCCGAUUAUCUUCAUGUACAUUCGCCCUAGAGCCUCCUACUCCUUAAAUGUUGACUCUCUUGUUGCCAUGCUCUAUACGGUAUUAACACCCAUGAUGAAUCCUAUGAUAUACACUCUGAGAAAUAAAGAAAUCAAAGAGUCUUUCAGAAGAAACAUUACAUUUAAAGGGUUACUCCAAGUUUUUAAGGACAGCCAAGGCGACAAUCUCGUUAAGGCUUUGAGAGGAGCAGCUACGCAGAACUUCCCCUUCUCUGUCACUGUGGCCAUCAACCUGUCCCAAUAUUUGAGCAUCAAUAUGGAAGUGGGAUAA
This is a messenger RNA of Pelobates fuscus (common spadefoot toad), 1068 nucleotides long. RefSeq names its product olfactory receptor 6N1-like. Gene Ontology annotation, molecular function: olfactory receptor activity; odorant binding; G protein-coupled receptor activity. NCBI's taxonomy places the organism in Eukaryota, Metazoa, Chordata, Amphibia, Anura, Pelobatidae. Gene Ontology annotation, biological process: G protein-coupled receptor signaling pathway. Bases 1 to 1068 code for a protein of 355 amino acids. The transcript is spliced from 2 exons. The record is from RefSeq and is a predicted model, not a curated record. Gene Ontology annotation, cellular component: membrane.